Messenger RNA from Meloidogyne enterolobii, 1011 nucleotides. The record is from the annotation of a GenBank genome assembly. Lineage: Eukaryota; Metazoa; Nematoda; Chromadorea; Rhabditida; Meloidogynidae.
AUGCUACAGCAGCCCAACGCUGCUCUAGUGCGACAUGGCGGCAUCAGGCGCAUACGGGAAAAGUUCGUCAACGAUCUCGCAACCUACAGGUCAAAGCGCGUAACAACCAAGGCCUUUGAUGAUGAGAGAAACGCUGAUCUCAACCGGUAUCCAGAUGUGGCACUAAUCGACCAAACAAGGGUUGUCCUUAGAGAUGGGCCUGAAGGUGCCAACGCUCUUCCUAAAAAUAAAACAAUUUUCAUUUUUCUAGGUAGCGACUACGUGCACGCGUCAAAGGUGAAGGGCUCCGAGUUUCCGAUGAUUUGUGCUCAGGGUCCGAUCGACGAAUCAAUUGCCAACUUCUGGACGAUGGUUGUGGAGCAGAAUUGCGGGGUCAUCGUCCAGCUCUGUCAAAAUCAAGAGGAAGGCCGUGAGAAGUGUGCAGACUACAUCCCUGCCGAGCCAACGCUCUAUGGGAACGCGACCGUAUCUGUCAAGGAGCCGACCCAUGCUACCGUAGCCAACCCAAGUGUUCACAGGACAGUUAUCGAUGCGUCACUUCCGAGCGGGCGGAGCGUUGAGGUCGUGCACUUUCUCUACGAUGGAUGGCCGGAUCGCGAUGUACCACUAUCACCAGCAGCGUUUCGUCAGCUUCGCGGGACGGUCCAAAAGUUGGCAGUAACACGAAAAUGCUCUGUGCUCAUCCACUGCAGUGCUGGAAUUGGUCGUACGGGGACAUAUGCCGCGAUCGAGAUGGCCUACAGGGACCUGAUUGCCAACGACCGAGAAGUGCAAAUGUCUACAAUAUUCCAGCGACUGCGCGACCAGAGGGCCCAUGCAAUCCAGACUGAUUUGCAGUACCUUUUUCUCCACCGUGCGCUCAUUGACAUUGCUUUGGAAAAAGGCCGACUGAACCGGGUAGACAAAGCGGGAGGCGUCGACGCGUUCAUCAAAGAAUACGAGGAACUGAUCAAGAGGAAAAGAGAGGAGCGCAAAGAACUGGAACGGAAGCACAAGAGAAGACGUGGAUGA